Messenger RNA from Fusarium redolens, 3108 nucleotides. Its product is annotated as cytochrome P450. NCBI's taxonomy places the organism in Eukaryota, Fungi, Ascomycota, Sordariomycetes, Hypocreales, Nectriaceae. Bases 1 to 3108 code for a protein of 1035 amino acids. Gene Ontology annotation, molecular function: dipeptidyl-peptidase activity; iron ion binding; monooxygenase activity. The transcript has 10 exons. The record is from RefSeq and is a predicted model, not a curated record.
AUGGCUGAGAACAAGUACCUGACAAUCGACAAGGAUAGCUUUCCUUAUGUUUUUAUCAAGAAUGUCGACAUACCACUGAAGACAUAUGAGAAGGGUCUUCUUCGAGCAAAUGUCUUUCUGCCCAAAGAUGCGGCUCCCUUUGGAGACAGGACAUACCCUGUCAUUGCCACGUAUGGCCCUUACGGGAAAGAUGUUCGCUAUGAGGUAUUCUAUAAGAAAAGCUGGGAGCAGCUGAACCCUGAUAUGAAGUCCACGCAUGCCGCAUGGGAGACCCCUGAUCCUGCUUAUUGGACGAGCAAGGGUUACAUUGUGGUGAGGGUUGAUGAAAGAGGAGCUGGUCAAAGUCCUGGACUCCUUGAUACUAUGUCUCGAGGUACAAGUGAAGCCUUCUUUGAUGUCAUUGAGUGGGCUGCCGAGCAAGAGUGGUCAUCAGGCAAGGUUGGUCUUCUCGGAAUCAGCUACUAUGCCGGCACUCAAUGGAGAGUUGCUGCGAGAAAGCCGAAGGGCCUGGCUGCUAUUAUCCCAUGGGAAGGUAUGAGUGACUACUACCGGGAUCGAGUAAGACACGGAGGUAUUCUUUCAGACAGGUUCAUUGAUUUCUGGUGGAACAACGGAGUUAGUCCAAAUCAGUACGGCAAGCCUGGCCGCAGCGCCAGAAAAUGGGGCGAGGAUACUCUUGAAGGUGACCUUGACGAAGAGACCUUGCUGAAGAGUCGUCGAGAUCAGACAGUAGACACUGCUGUACACAAGUUCCGCGACGAGGAAUAUUAUCGUACUCGAGACUUUGAUGUGGAGGCCAUUGAGGUUCCGCUGCUUAGCGUAGCUAAUUGGGGGGGCAUCCUGCUUCAUCUUCGAGGAAAUGUCCUCGGUUGGAUUCGUGCGAGCUCUAAGUACAAAUUCCUUCACUUCAUUGUUGGAAGACACGACCUGCCCUUUUAUUACCCGGAGUCGGCUGAGGUACAACUAUCUUUCUUCAACUCUUUUCUGAAGGAUGAUGAUACGGAUGGCUGGAAGUCUGGAAAGCAGCCACGGGUUCGUCUUACUUUGCGUAAGGGUGAGGCUGGCGUUGAUGACCCUGAGCGCGAACGAGGUUUUCCCAGUAGAAAUGAGGCAGAUUGGCCAUUACCUGGGACGAACUACACAAAGUUCUACCUUACCUCUGAAAACGCUUUGAGCACGAAGCCAUCCUCGCCGCUCAGCACAGUCGAAUAUGAUGCGCUGAAUGGCGAGCCCAUCAGGUUUGCAUACAAGACCUCAUCUGCUUUGGAAAUCACUGGUCAUAUCGUCGCCCAUUUAACUGUAGCUGCAACUCGAAAGUCAGCUGACGCCGCUCCCCCAUCAGACAUUGAUCUGUUCAUCACGCUUCGCAAGAUCAAUGCCAAGGGUGAGGAGGUCUUUUACACCGGCACCAUGGGCGACCCUGUACCCAUCGUGAAGGGUUGGCAGCGAGUUUCCUUACGUAAGGUGGAUGAAAGCAACAAGUUGCACAAGGAAUAUCUGCCUUACCGCAACUACUACUCCGUGGACGUUCAGCCAGUUGAGGAAAACCAGAAAUAUGAAGUGGACGUUGAGGUCUGGCCUACAAACGUGGUACUUGAGCCUCAAGAGACAUUGGUGCUGGAGAUUGCUGGUCACGACACUCAGGGUGUAGGAAAGUUCUCCCACGAGCAUCCGGAUGAUCGCGAUCUGAAGGUUUUCGAUGGAAAGAAUAGUAUUACUGUUGUUGUGAAAGUGAAGACUGCCUUGUUUGGCCCUCUGUCCAAGAUACCUGGACCUGUUAUUGGACGGUGGACGAACCUAGUUGUCAAAUACUACACCCUUUGUGGUCGGCGUAUGCAGUACAUAGAUUCUCUCUUUACUCAAUAUGGUCCUGUUGUUCGUAUCAGCCCAACAGACGUUGGAAUCAACGACCCUGAUGCUGUCAAAGUCAUACAAAAGGUAUCCGGUGGCUUCAAGAAGUCUGCUUGGUAUGACAAGACUGGCCCCGGAAUGCUUGGAAUGAGAGAUCGCGAAAAGCACGCUCGCCGCCGUCGGUUACUUGCACACCCGUUGAGCAACUCCUCUCUACCCGUUUUUGAGUCCUUGAUCCGUGCCAAAGUAGACCUGGCAAUGCGUCAGAUGGAGAAUGAGUACCGAAGCUUAGGAUACACUGACUGCCAUAAGUGGUUCAGCUUUAUGGCCACCGAUAUCAUUGGUGAUCUGACAUUUGGAAGCUCGUUCCGAAUGCUUGAGCAAGGCAGAAGAAGUCAAUACGUUGAGGACCUCCAGGCUGUGAUGCCUACAGUCAACAAAAGGAUCGAGCUCUCUCCAUUCUUCGACCUGAUGUUCUUGCUUCCACUGCCUCAGGUCAAGAAAUUCUCAGAGAGGUUUCAGCGAAUUCUUAAAUAUGGGGAAGAAUCGAUUCGCCGUCUACAGCUAGCUCAAGUGACAGGCUCACUCGACACACCAAUAUUCUUCGAGAAGAUCAUGAAUCCAAAGAAUAAAGAAAACGCUUUAACCGACCUUGAGAUGCAACAAGAGGCAGCGGAACUCAUGAUCACAGGAACAGACACCACCUCAAACACACUGACAUAUCUAGUCUGGUCGGUUUUGGAGAAUCCUGGAAUACGGGCACGACUUGAAGAAGAAGUAUCAAUGCUCUCUGCAAACUUCAAAGAUGCUGACCUUGUCAAACUUCCGUACUUGAACGCGGUGGUAAAGGAAUCUUUGAGGCUGUAUGGAGCUGCAUCUGGGGCGCAUCAAAGGGACGUUCCAAACGGCGGCUGGGAAACUUGUGGCUACAUGAUCCCGGACACCGCGACCGUUUCCACGCAAGCAUUUUCCUUGCACCGACUUCCUCAAGUGUUUUCAAACCCCUACAAGUUUGACCCGGAGCGCUGGCUCAGCCCAACUGCUGAAAUGCAAGAUGCAUAUAUUCCUUUUGGAGGGGGGCCUCGAAUAUGCCUCGGCAUUCACCUCGCUUAUAUGGAACUUCGAGUCACUACAGCGGUUUUGUUUCGCAAGUUUCGAGGAGCCCAGGUUCACGCAUCUAUGACUCAAGACGACAUGGAGUUGGAAAACUACACCUUGAUCGCCCCAAAGUCUCACAAGUGUCUGAUUACCCUGUGA